This is a messenger RNA of Alternaria burnsii, 1191 nucleotides long. RefSeq names its product acetate non-utilizing protein mitochondrial precursor. Lineage: Eukaryota; Fungi; Ascomycota; Dothideomycetes; Pleosporales; Pleosporaceae. The transcript is spliced from 5 exons. The record is from RefSeq and is a predicted model, not a curated record. Gene Ontology annotation, cellular component: mitochondrial intermembrane space; mitochondrion. The coding region runs from base 1 to 1191 and encodes 396 amino acids. Gene Ontology annotation, biological process: mitochondrial respiratory chain complex II assembly; succinate metabolic process.
AUGCGGCCGGAUAGCACUCGCCAAGUCGCCAUUCACGACAUCGGCAAAGACGGAGCGCCCAUCCUGUUGUUCCUUGAUCGCAUCGCGAACCGUUUGGGAGGCAGCUUUGCAGGCGAAGCUGUUGAUAUCAACCCCAAGUAUGCGGGCGCAUCGAGGCCCUUCAAGCCGGCACCUGCUGCCUUGUUGCCACCAAUACCACUUUAUCGACGUCUGCUACGCUCGCAUAGGAAAAGGCUAGGCGUCGAGGAGCGAUUACUUGGGGACAUGUACGUCAAGGCCGAGUUCAGGGCACACAGGGAUGUCGAGAACCCUGUGCAAAUAAUUGGGUUUCUGUCGGAAUGGCAAACAUACUGCCAAAUGCUAGAGGGAGACUCGUGGAAGGAAGCCAAGAUGGACAAGGCUAAGAUUGACAAGAUGAGCGACCAACAAAUUGGUCAACUCUACGAGCUCAUGCAACAGAUCAAGAACCAAGCUCAGGAAGAUGCUGAUGCCGAAGAAAAGCGCGUGACGGAAUUGCUCGACAAGAAGCCGUCGACCGAACAUCUUUGCUUAUUGGACAUGUGUGGUUGUACCCUAUACGAUUCUCCAACAUGUGGUCACUCCUGGAUUUCCAUGAGUCAACCUUGCGGCUUUCUCUUCGAUCUCCUCAGCUGUCCAUAUCGCCAAACCUAUCAGACUUUGAUCGCACCGCCCUACACCUGUCCCAUGUGCAACGGCGGAUUUGCAGAUCGAGAGACCAUUGAAAUGGUGCAAGGACCUUGGGGUACUAACCAGAUGCUUCGAAAUCAUGUUGGUGGCAGCUAUGCGAUUCCGGGUCAGUGGGGAAGUGCGCCAUUCAUGUCUGGGGGAUGGGGAGGUCCAGCAAUUACUUCAGGAACUACAUCUGGCGCUAUGAUGCCUAUACACCAUACGAAUCAAGGCUUCACUUACGAUCACCGCCUUACUGGCCCUUACAUGCCUCAAAGCAUGAUGUCGCAUGCUCCGGUCAUCACGAGUGGACCGAUGAUGGGUAGUUCGGCAACGGUUAUGAACGAACCGAUAAUAUAUGAUAAUGGAUUUGGCGGAUACGACGAUGGCUACAUCAGCGAUUAUGGUGGAUACUAUGACGCUAGACGCAAGAAGAGGAGGCACAAGAGUCAUUACAAGUACAAGUUUACGGAUAAACCCGUAACCAACUGCACAGUUAUGUGA